This is a messenger RNA of Stegastes partitus (bicolor damselfish), 1984 nucleotides long. It is a transcript of the gene rmnd1, whose product is annotated as required for meiotic nuclear division 1 homolog. The transcript is spliced from 12 exons. The record is from RefSeq and is a predicted model, not a curated record. The coding region runs from base 177 to 1445 and encodes 422 amino acids. NCBI's taxonomy places the organism in Eukaryota, Metazoa, Chordata, Actinopteri, Pomacentridae. Gene Ontology annotation, biological process: positive regulation of mitochondrial translation.
CAUUAAACACGCCUCCUCCUCGGUCUGUCCGCCAAACUCAUGUAGCUAUGUUCACAGUUGUAUUUUAUCAAAACGCUUCACUCAGUUGCCGUUUUCACACACCGUGAAUCAUUUUAACUUCGUCUUGAUCUGAAUCGCUGCUUUUUCAUUGCUGCUCACCUGCACGUCUGCAGAAGAUGCUUCUCCGGACGUUGCUUUGCAGACUGGGAGCUCCGCGGCCUGCAGACAGUAAACCAGUCUGCCUUUUUGCCUCGGCCAGUCUCUCCCAGUCUCUCCAGCCCCACAAGUAUGAAUCCAAACCCAGGACUCACUCUGCUCCGUGGAUCUUUUCAAGGACCUGCCAUUUGAACUCUCUUCACCAACAGCACCGAGGACUGGCUGUUUCAGGUGGAUUUAAAAGCCUAAGCGGUGCUUUGUUAGGUGACCCCAGGACACUGACUAAUUGUAAAAGUGGACAAACACGUUUUUAUUCGUCCAGCUUUGUAAAGACGGUGUUAAAAUCAAAUUUAAAACCAGUAGCAGUGCCUGGAAUAAGGGCUCCCAAAGGACCACGGACAAAACAACCCUCUCGAGCCAAUCAGCCUUCGCAGAGCGAGGUCAAGGACAUGAUGCAAUGCAUUGCCUUUGCAACAGCAGAUCAGUAUCAUUUGCCAACACUGUGCCACGACUUGACAAGCCACGGCUUCCAGGAGAUAGAUUUACCAAGAGAUGCCUCAAACGUGCUGGUGAUCAGCACAGACAUGGCUGCAAAACCAGAAGACGUUGCUGUAAUGUUCUUCUUCAGGGAAGGCUCAGUAGUUUUCUGGAACGUUGAAGAGAAAACGUUGAAACAGGUUUUGAGAAUAUUGGAACGUCAUGAGAUCCAGCCGUAUGAAGUAGCACUAGUCCACUGGGAGAACGAGGAGAUCAACUACAGUAUCGGAGAGGGAAAUACGAAUCUUGAGCGUGGCAGCUUUAUUCUGUGUGACCACAUGGAUCAAAACGAAGCCGUCCUGGAGAAAUUUGCGUUUUCAAAUGCUCUGUGUUUGUCUGUGAAGUUGGCGAUCUGGGAGGUUGCAUUAGACAACUUUGUCGAUUCGAUUCAGUCGAUUCCAGAGACGCUGAAGUCUGGCAAAAGAGUGAAGUUGUCCUCUGCAGAGGUUAUGAGGAAGAUAGGAGAGCUUUUCACGUUGAGACACUGUAUAAACCUGAGGUCCGACCUGCUGCUCACACCUGAUUUCUACUGGGACCGAGAAAAUCUGGAAAAACUCUACGAAAAAACCUGCCAGUUCCUCAGCAUCAACCGCAGAGUCAACGUCGUGAACGAGAAGCUGGAACAUUGCACACAGCUGACGGACCUGAUGAGGAGCCACCUGAGUGAGAAGCACAGCUUGAGGUUGGAGUGGAUGAUCAUCAUCCUCAUCACCAUCGAGGUGAUGUUCGAACUCGCGAAAAUGGUCUUCUAAACCGCGCCUCCAAGGAUGCACAAAUCUAAAAAUGGUCACGAGAGGCUACAAGGGGCGAAUGCUGCAGUGUUCAAAGGUACUCAGGCGGUGAUUUGUGACACUGAAACUGGAAUCGUGAAGGAGACCUAAAUAGUUUUGAAUGUCUUAUUCUUCAUGUUCAAGUAUGUACAUUUCAACAAAACACCAAAAAGACUUUAUUGUCAGACAUGUUACUAACUGUUGCUGAGAAUUGAUGAAGAAAGCCAUUUUCUUUUAUCUUGAUGGCCACAGACCCCUGAUUUCAUUCCCUGUUGUCAUGUGUUUUCCCACCUCCUGCCACAGACCCCCGAUUCCACCCCCUCUUGUUCAUUGUCCCCCUAUCUCCUGCCAUUUGAUUAGCAACUGUAUGCUAUCAGAACCCCGACUCCACCACCCGUCUAGUCACCAGACUCCCAUUUCAUCACCUGUGGUUCAUUGCCCCUCUUACCUCCGGUCAUUUGAUUAGCAACUGUAUGUUAAUUUACCUCUAUUCACUUCUGUAUUUACAUACAGGCCCCCCC